Messenger RNA from Pelobates fuscus (common spadefoot toad), 1710 nucleotides. It is a transcript of the gene PP2D1, whose product is annotated as protein phosphatase 2C like domain containing 1. Gene Ontology annotation, molecular function: protein serine/threonine phosphatase activity. The transcript has 2 exons. Gene Ontology annotation, biological process: protein dephosphorylation. Bases 1 to 1710 code for a protein of 569 amino acids. Lineage: Eukaryota; Metazoa; Chordata; Amphibia; Anura; Pelobatidae. The record is from RefSeq and is a predicted model, not a curated record.
AUGAGGAAGGAAUCACUCUUGCCCAAUAUUGCAGAAGUUACAAAUCUUAACGUACAAAAAGAUGAGAAUAGAAAACUCAACAGACCUGACAUUAAUGAGAUUUGGAUACCAUGCUCAAUAUGCCAUCAACACAUACAUCAGAAUGUAUUCUUAAAUCAUAAACAGUUACAUAAAGCGUUUAAUUUGAUGGGCUACAAGGUAGCAGACAAACCAGCAAACAUUGAAAGUUUAAAAUCCAAAAAACUACAAAUAGUAUCACAGAAGAAUAAAUCUUCACCUUGUAUGCUGAGAGAAAGGCAUAUGAUAAAUCAUUGUCAUGAAAUCAUUCAAAGAUUUUUAUUCUCACCCGUGAAAUAUACCAGUACAGCAAAAUGUGCAGAUUUUGAAAAUAUUCUCAUUAAUACAAAAGAAACAAACAAUUACUUAAUCCGAUCUAUAGUAACAUGUGCUGAUAAAAAUAUAACUUGGCAAGCAGACAUGGAAGAUGUAUUUGUUGUUCUUGAUAAUUAUGGAAAGAGAGAAAACACCACAUUUAUUGGAUUAUUUGAUGGAUAUAAUGGCACAUCUGCAGCACUUAAUGUGUCAUUGGAACUACCGGUUUUAUUUUUGUCUCACAUUAAAGAUGUGGAUCCAUCGUACAAACUUACAGAGGAAGAAAACUAUUUUGUCAACUCUUUUGAUACGGUUUUUAAAGAUAGAUACAAGGAAACAGAGGAUAAUUUUUCAUCUGCAGUACAAAGUAAAAUGACACAAGGAAUUAAGUUUGAAUUGAUUCAUGCGUCAUAUGCAAAAGCCUUUUGGAGAAUGGAUAGGAUUUUAAAACUUGGGAGGAAAGAAAAAUCUUUUUCAAGAUGGAGUGGCUGUACAGCUGUGACUUGUUUGAUAGAUGGACUCACCAAUAUUGAAGAAGGUCAAGAGAAAAAUGAUACAGGCCAUCUAAGUGAUGACACAAAACACGCACUCAAACGUAAACUUGGAAUGCUGCAUUUAGUCAAUCUUGGUAACAUUAAAGCAGUUUUGUGCAGAAGCAGGAAAAGCUACUGCCUUUCACAAGAACACAGCACAUCUAGUUCUCAAGAAAGAAACAGAGUGAGAGAGGCUGGAGGAUCUAUCAGUUCCAAUGAAGAUCAUGGGCUUGUUGAAGGAUUCUGCAAAUUUACAAGAGGGCUAGGUUUCCAUGGAGACUCCAAACUGAAGAAAUCCAUAAUCCCUGCACCUUACACCAUCUCUAUCCCUAUAUAUGAUUCAUGCCAAUUCAUUCUUCUUGCAUCUAGUGGUUUGUGGGAUGUAUUGAGGGAAAGUGAAGCUGUUGCAGUAGUUUUGGAGACCUUUAGAUCUUUUAUACAGUGUACCAAUAAUAAUACACCUGAAGAUCUCAAUAGUCAAAAUGUAGAAAACAGUGCUUUAAAGGUAGACAACAGCAAACUUAGUCAUGUCCCAAAUCUAGUAGCACCUGAAAGUUAUGAAGAUGCUGUUGGAGAAAUGGACGCAUUGAAAUCACCUACAUCCCAAGAAUUAUUUUUUGACUAUUCAUGCCACGAUAACCCAGAUUUAAAAACAAUGUAUAGCAAUGCUGCAGAACAUGCGUGUAAAGAGUUAGUAAAGACUGCAAUCCUUGCAGGAUCACAGCAAAACAUUACAGUUUCUCUUAUACUCUUACCUGGAAGUGCUAAUAUGUGUGAAGUAAAAGGAGUGCUCCCAGGCAAUUAG